AUGAACAAUCUACAAGUCAGGAUGACCAUCUUCCGUACUUAAUAUCCUUUCUUUUUUCCAAUGUGCUGUGAUGCACGCCCUCAAGACCGCAUGACUUGGAUUCCUCUGCUUCUUGAUAUGUUAGGAAGAAGGUUUCUCUUUGCUGGUUUCUUAGCCCUUGUUUCCCUCGUGACAGUCCUUCAAAGUUGCAGUGCACAGGGUACACGUCUAUGUGCUCCUUCUUCCUGUGGCGAUGUAAAGAACAUUAGAUUACCUUUCAGGUUGAGAACCGAUUCAAAAAACUGCGGUUACCCUGUCUAUGAGCUAUCUUGUGAGAACAAUGAAACAAUAUUAUACCUGUUCUCAGGCAGAUACCGAGUUCUGUCUAUCAACCACCACAACUCCACAGUCAGAGUAGUAGAUGCUGCUGUUGAAAAGGGAAACUGUUCGUCCGUCCCCCAAUUUUCUCUAAGUGGAGCCAACUUCACUGAUGCGAAACAUUGGUUCGGAUACGAUUACGAAGUGCCAAAGGCCAUGAUUGUGUUUAUGAACUGUGCGAAUCCUGUAAAUUCUACUCUUUAUGGGGAUGCUACUUCUUGCACUAAUGGAAGGUAUUCUCAUAUUAUGGUUAGUAGGGAUGAAAUGAGUAAUGUGGAGAACUUGUGCACGAUAGAGCUGGUUGCUAUGUCUUCAUUGCUGCUGCAAAGACAUGGAAAGAAACUCUCCUAUAUGGACAUCCACAAUCAGCUUGCAUUCGGAUUUGAGCUUCGGUGGUUUGAUAUUACUUGUGAGUUUUGCCAUGGUGAUGAAAAAUGCUACCCUGUGGGCAGCACUUCUCCCUGCAACUCGCACGGAGUGUUUGACUCGCUAAUUUCCCAUAUCAAAUCAUUUCUCUCCCAGCUUAAAUACCUUAGCUGGUUGAUUCUUCUAAUCUUAGCAUUGCUGCCUGCAGCAAAGUUCGUAUUCUGCAGUCCUUUUGCGUUUGCAUUCUUGAUCUAUAAGUGGCGCAAGAGGCAUUUAUCCAUGUAUGAUAAUAUUGAAGAGUUCCUGGAAAGUCAAAAUAACUUCAUGCCUAUAAGGUACUCCUACUUAGAUAUUAGGAAAAUGACUAAUAAUUUUAAGGAUAAACUGGGAGAAGGAGGCUAUGGAUCAGUAUACAAAGGGAAGCUUCGCAGUGGUUGUCUUGCAGCAGUAAAGAUUUUAGGCAAAUCCAAAGCAGCAAAUGGCCAAGAAUUCAUGAAUGAAGUGGCAACCAUUGGAAGAAUUCACCAUAUUAAUGUGGUGCGACUAGUAGGUUUUUGUUUUGAGGGGUCGAAGCGUGCUCUUGUAUAUGAAUUCAUGCCUAAUGGAUCUCUUGAUAAAUACAUCUUUUAUGAAGAAGGGUAUGCUUCAUUAAGUUGGAGAAAAAUGUAUGAGAUUUCUUUAGGAGUAGCACGUGGUAUUGAAUAUUUACACAGAGGUUGUGAAAUGCAAAUUCUACAUUUUGAUAUCAAGCCUCACAACAUUCUUCUAGAUGAGAAUUUUACUCCAAGAGUUUCUGAUUUUGGACUUGCUAAAUUAUAUCCAACAAAUCAUAAUACUGUCUCUCUUACUGCAGCAAGAGGAACAAUGGGAUAUAUUGCACCUGAAUUAUUUUACAAGAACAUCGGUGGUGUUUCAUUCAAAGCUGAUGUUUACAGUUUUGGAAUGUUGCUAAUGGAAAUGAUUGGCAAAAGAAAGAACUGGAAUCCGCUGGUAGAUCCCUCUUCCAGCCAAGAUUACUUUCCCUUCUGGGUUUAUAACCAAAUGAGUAAUGGAAAAGUAGAACUUGGAGAUGCCACGGAUGAUGAGAUGAGAAUAAGAAAGAAGAUGAUUAUAGUAGCAUUGUGGUGCAUACAAAUGAAGCCGAGCAGUCGUCCUCCCAUGAACAGAGUAAUAAACAUGCUUGAAGAAGAUUUAGAAAGUCUAGUUUUGCCUCCCAAGCCUGCUUUUUAUCCAGAGGAGACGCCAUUAAAGGAUACUGAAGACUAUACACAUGAAGAAGGAUGGUCAUCAUCUUCAUCUUCUAUGUUACUUGGCUCCACAGAAACACUUUCUGUUGCCAAUAUUUCUCACGUUUAGCAUAGUUAUAGAUUGUAGAACUAAGUCACAUUUUUACACGUAAUACAAUAAGUUUCUUUAGUUCUAGUUUUGUUACUUAAAUAUUAUUACUUAGUUUAAAGACACUUAGUAA
Molecule: messenger RNA, 2191 nt
Organism: Ricinus communis (castor bean)
Lineage: Eukaryota; Viridiplantae; Streptophyta; Magnoliopsida; Malpighiales; Euphorbiaceae
Product: rust resistance kinase Lr10
Exons: 4
Coding region: 61-2079 (672 amino acids)
Biological process (GO): protein phosphorylation
Molecular function (GO): protein kinase activity; ATP binding; polysaccharide binding
Source: RefSeq, a predicted model, not a curated record